AUGGCUUCUAUCAAUUCGUUCUCUCGCAUAGUGGCAACAUUUGUGCUCUCCAUUCAAGCUGUCAGCUCGAGACCACAUUGGCAGUCAAAAUCAGAUGUAGACUUGAGUAUUUCCACAACGAGUGGCCGUCUUCAAGGAAUUAUCAACGGAACUACGCCAAAUGUACGUCAAUUCCUGGGUGUGCCCUUCGCCCAGCCUCCCACCGGCGACUUGCGCUGGAUGCCACCCAAUACACUUCCAUCCAACCAGUCGUCUGCGGUUGUUGAUGCAGCGAAAUUUUCCCUGAAUUUUCCACAAGACGAAAGUGCAAUCCCUACCAUCUACAGCACCUACGUCCGAGAAUUCUUCAUUUCGGGAUCAAGUGGCGAAGACUGUCUUACUUUGAGUAUCUGGACCCCACUUCACUCUCAGCCAGAAGAUAAGCUACCGGUUGUUAUUUACCUUUAUGGUGGUGGACUUCAAACUGGGGGGUCUUCGGUACCCUAUCAAAAUCCUGCGAAAUGGAUUGAAAGAACACAAUCUCACAUCGUGGUUAGUAUUCAAUACCGGUUGAACAUCUUUGGAUUUCCAAAUGCACCUGGUCUUGAAUCCCAAAAUCUGGGUUAUCUCGAUCAGCGAGCGGGAGUGGAAUGGAUCUACGAGAAUAUCGCUGCGUUUGGUGGCAAUUCUGAACAAAUGGUCCUAUGGGGACAAUCGGCGGGAUCAAUAUCAACUGAAGCAUACAACUUUGCUUAUCCUGAUGAUCCAAUUGUCAAAGGAUUCAUAUGUGAUGCCGGCCCUCAAUUUGCAGCCACGUCAAUAGAUGAUCCUACAUACUCGAAUUUCACAUUUGUGGCUUCUCAGUUUAAUUGUACGGGCUCGGAACUUCUCCACUGCACGCGCAAGAUUCCAGCCGACGAUAUUGAAGAUUUCUUGAAGUCUUACAAUGACGCUCUUGCCACCCCCGCAUUAUCAUUCAACGCUGUACUAGACGACAAGAUUGUCUUUUUGAAUUACACACAGCGAUUCAUAGAUAACCAACUUUCUUCACUUCCCGUAAUUUAUGGAUUUACCAACAAUGAUACUAUAUCCCUCAACGCAUUCCCAGCAGAUCCGUUAACCGAAUCAGCUAAUCGCACUCUGGCUUCGAUGGGCCAAAUUUCUCGCUUUAUCUGUCCCACCUCUGCUGAAUCAUACUAUCGGACCCAACUCGGUCUUAAAACCUAUCGCUUUCAAUACCGAGGAAAUUUCUCUAACGUUUCACCAUUACCAUGGGCAGGCGCAUAUCAUUCUAGCGAGCUCCCUAUGAUUUUUGGAACCUCAGAGGACUUCAGAGGCAAGAAUACAGAGUUGGAGUGGGAAACGAGUAGAGCGAUGCAAGAUGCUUGGUUAGCAUUUGCAAGAAAGCCUGAUGGAGGAUUAGAGGAAUUAGGAUGGGGGAACAGUAGUGGACAGAUGGUGGAGGUUUUCGGAGGAAGAAGUACUCAUGAUGAUACCGGGGAGAAUGUUGCGAAACAGUUUAUAAGUCUGAAGGAAUUGGCGGUGAGCUGUAGUAUCAAGUAA
This is a messenger RNA of Botrytis byssoidea, 1542 nucleotides long. RefSeq lists its product as uncharacterized. NCBI's taxonomy places the organism in Eukaryota, Fungi, Ascomycota, Leotiomycetes, Helotiales, Sclerotiniaceae. The record is from RefSeq and is a predicted model, not a curated record. The coding region runs from base 1 to 1542 and encodes 513 amino acids. The transcript has 2 exons.